ACACAGUACCAUGCCAGGACUUCGCUACGACAAAUUCAUUCUCUUUGGAGACUCAAUCACCCAAUUCAGCAAUAGCCAACAAGAUGGAUUCGCAUUCCAACCGGCAAUUCAGGAUCUUUAUCAACGUAAGCUUGAUGUGAUCAAUCGUGGUUAUUCCGGAUACAAUUCGAACCAUGCUCGUGAAAUUCUUCCUGAAAUCCUCAAAGCCGAACUUAAUCUGGCCAAAGAUAAUGUCAAACUCUUGACUAUUUUCUUUGGUACUAACGAUGCAUUCCAAAUUGAGGACGAAACCAACAAGGUUCAAUCAGUCGAGGUUGAAAAAUAUAAAGAAAAUUUGAAUGCGAUGGUUGAACUAGCAUUGGCUAACAAUAUCAAACCGGUGAUUGUUGGACCUGGUAUUCAUGAUUGUAAACGAGUUCGUCUUUUUUUCACAGACAGACCUACGGAAAAAGCCCCAGUUACAAACAAGAGAUUGUUAGAUUAUUCAAAUGCUGCCAAGGAAGUAGCCGCCAAACAUAAAGUUGCAUUUGUUGAUACUUGGAACGCAUUCAGAGAAUAUGGAGGAUGGACUGAACAGCAAUUAUUUGAUGCUACAGGAUUGGGUGAAUGGGAAGUGGGUACUUUAGAACAUUUAGUUCCUGACGGGGUGCAUUUCAGUCCAUUGGCUUAUAAGAUUUUGUAUGAGAAACUAAUUGAGGCAAUUGAUAAGAACUAUCCUGAAUUAAACGCUGAUAAGUUACCUGAAAAGUUAUCUUACUGGAGAGAUCUUGAUCCAAGCAAUUACAAAAACCUCAUAUUUAACAAAGGAGAUUUAGACAAUUAGAAUAGAACUGUAUUUACCUUCUAAUAGAACAUGCCUGUUUUUUU
Messenger RNA from Spathaspora passalidarum NRRL Y-27907, 867 nucleotides. It is a transcript of the gene IAH1, whose product is annotated as isoamyl acetate-hydrolyzing esterase. The transcript has a single exon. Bases 11 to 823 code for a protein of 270 amino acids. NCBI's taxonomy places the organism in Eukaryota, Fungi, Ascomycota, Pichiomycetes, Serinales, Debaryomycetaceae. The record is from RefSeq and is a predicted model, not a curated record.